Messenger RNA from Cynara cardunculus var. scolymus (artichoke), 2427 nucleotides. RefSeq names its product putative receptor protein kinase ZmPK1. Lineage: Eukaryota; Viridiplantae; Streptophyta; Magnoliopsida; Asterales; Asteraceae. The coding region runs from base 1 to 2427 and encodes 808 amino acids. Gene Ontology annotation, molecular function: ATP binding; protein serine/threonine kinase activity. The transcript has a single exon. The record is from RefSeq and is a predicted model, not a curated record. Gene Ontology annotation, biological process: protein phosphorylation; recognition of pollen.
AUGAAUGCAUGCUUCCAAGUUUCAAAACCCAUCAAGCACCAAAUGAUGACUAAAACAUUCAUUCUCCUCCUCUUUUGUUCCUUGAUCAGACCUUCAUCUUCCAUUAACUUUCUUUCAAAAGGCUCCUCUCUUUCUGUUGAUGAUGAUUCAGACCUCAUAACCUCCUCAGACAACACUUUUACUUGUGGAUUCUAUGGCUUCCAACUCAAUGCUUACUGGUUUGCAAUCUGGUUCACAAACUCCAACAACCGCACCGUGGUUUGGACGGCCAAUCCCAAUAGACCUGUCAGUGGUCGUGGCUCAAAGGUGACGUUUCAUAGUAACGGAGUCUUGGUUCUAACUGACGUGGAUGGCAUGGUCUUGUGGGAGACGAACAUGACCUCGACAGAUGCAGACAGAGCGGUGCUGCUUAAUACAGGUAAUCUUGUAUUGAAGAACCAAAAAGGUCAGACUCUUUGGCAAAGCUUUGAUUAUCCGACUGAUACUCUUUUGCCUACUCAAACACUAACAAAGAGCAAACGCUUGAUAUCUGCUUCCAGAAAAGGAAGCUUCCAAUCUGGGUAUUUUAAUUUGAACUAUGACAGCAAUAAUGUUUUAACAUUGAGUUAUGAUGGCCCUGAAAUAUCAAGUGUGUACUGGCCUAGUCGUGAUCCUAAUUAUGAGGUUUGGAAAUAUGGAAGAUCCUCUUUUAACAGUAGUAGAAUUGCAGUCCUUGACGAUAUGGGUGUGUUUAUUUCAAGCGAUAGGUUGCAAUUUAAUGCUUCAGAUAUGGGUUUUGGGAUCAAGAGGAGGAUAACCAUCGACUAUGAUGGUAAUCUCAGAAUUUAUAGCUUGAAUGACUCAACUGGAUUAUGGUUGGUUACAUGGCAGGCUAUUGCACAACCAUGUAAUAUUCAUGGAAUCUGUGGGAGAAAUGGAAUUUGUAUACAUGGAGAAAAGACAGGAUGUUCAUAUCCGCCUCGUUACGAGUGGAGUAACCAUACAGACUUAAGUCAGGGUUGUAAGCCUACAUUCAACAAAAAAUGUGUCAACUCAAUAAGCUUUGGAUUUGUGGAGUUGUCGCAUACAGAUUACUACGGCUUUGAUUUAAACUUCACGAGAAACAUUUCACUUGAAGAUUGUAGGGACAUAUGCUUGGGAGAUUGUCGUUGUGAUGCAUAUAAGUAUAAACUUAAUGGUGAAGGUUUUUGCUAUGCUAAAAGUGCCCUUUUCAAUGGCUAUAGUAAUUUAAAUGUCGAAGGGGCCAUCUACCUGAAAGUACCAAAAGCCAUGGAAACACCAAUAUCUACCUCAAUCCUUACUAGUUCCAUGCCCACAUGUACGGAUGCCUCAGUAGUUAUGAUAGGUUCUCCAUCUAUGUAUGAGUCAUCUGACACAAAGGUGAAAUGGAUCUAUCCUUACUCUAUUGCUUUCGCUGUUGGUGUGGUUGAAGUUUUGCUUAUCUUAUUGGGGUUGUGGGUUUUCUAUGGAAAUAACGUGUUCGUAGCCAACUUAGAAGAUGGGUACCGUUUGAUAUCAAGUCAUUUUAGGGGUUUUAGUUAUCAUGAACUGGUGAAAGCAACAAAAAAUUUUAAGGUUGAGAUAGGGCGAGGAGGCUCAGGGGCUGUGUAUAAAGGAAUUCUUGAAGACCAAAGGGUGGUGGCUGUGAAAAGAUUGGAAGAUGUAACAGGAGGAGGAGAGUUUUGGGCAGAAGUGAGCACAAUAGGUCACAUCAAUCACAUGAAUCUAGUGCGAAUGUGGGGAUUUUGCUCAGAGAAACGACACAGACUUGUAGUUUAUGAGUACGUGCAAAAUCUUUCUCUUGAUAAGAGACUGUUUUCCUCAAGUUUUCUUCAAUGGGAACAAAGGUUCAAAGUCGCAAUAGGAAUAGCAAAAGGUUUGGCUUAUCUACACCACGAGUGCCUAGAAUGGGUGAUUCAUUGUGAUGUGAAGCCAGAAAACAUUCUUUUAGAUGCUGCAUUCGAACCAAAGAUUGCUGAUUUUGGUCUUGCAAAGUUGUCUGAGAGAGGUGGACAAAAUGACGAGUUUACUAGGAUCAGGGGGACAAAAGGAUAUAUGGCUCCCGAAUGGGCUCAUAACCUGCCUAUCACAGCAAAAGUCGACGUGUACAGCUAUGGGAUCGUGGUUUUAGAAAUGGCAAAGGGAAUUCGGCUUCCUAAUGUGAUUGUUCAAGGAGCAGAAGAGGAAGAAUCCGCUCUAAUGGGGUUUGUAAGGUUAACAAAAAGAAAGAUUCUAAAAGGAAAAGAGUUAUGGAUUGAUGAGAUCAUCGAUCCGAGGUUGGAAGGGUUAUUUAGCAAGAAGCAGGCUAUAAAACUGGUUGAGAUUGGUAUUGCUUGUGUGGAGGAAGACAGAAACAAAAGGCCUACAAUGGAUUCAGUAGUCCAAGUUCUAAUUGAUUGCGAGUCUGAGUUGUGCUACAAAGAAUAA